AUGACGACUAUUGCUGAACCUCAAAAGGUGACUCUCAAUGGCUAUGUAGGGUUUGAUAGUAUUACUCGACAAAUUGAAAAGAAGUUACUUAAACGUGGUUUCCAAUUCAAUAUUAUUGUAGUUGGACAAACUGGACUUGGUAAAUCAACCCUUAUUAAUACUAUUUUUGCUGCACAUUUAAUUGAUAGCAAAGGACGUACUAGUGCUGAAGAGCCUUUUAGACAAACCACCGAGAUUCAAACAGUAUCACAUUUAAUUGAAGAAAAUGGGAUUCGUUUAAGAUUGAAUAUAGUUGAUACUCCUGGAUAUGGUGAUCAAGUCAACAAUGAGAAUUGUUGGGAACCGAUCAUCAAAUAUAUUAAGGACCAACAUAGCGCUUACUUACGUAAAGAGCUUACUGCUACACGCGAAAGAUACAUUCAAGACACCAGAAUUCAUUGUUGUUUAUUUUUUAUUGCUCCAACUGGGCAUGCACUUAAACCAAUUGAUAUUGUAGUACUUAAAAAACUUUCCGAAGUUGUCAAUGUAGUUCCUGUUAUUGCAAAAUCGGAUUCUCUUACAAUGGAGGAACGUAUUAAUUUCAAAGAAAGAAUAAAGUCAGAAUUGGCUUUCCAUAACAUUAAAUUAUAUCCAUAUGAUAGUGAUGAACUUGAUGAUAAGGAGAAAGCACUCAAUGAACGUAUCAAGCAAACAAUCCCAUUUGCGAUUGUUGGUUCUGAGAAAAAUGUUGUAAUUGAUGGCAAAUCUGUUCGCGGACGUAAAAAUAGAUGGGGUGUUAUUAAUGAUCUUAUUGAAACCACUGCUCAAAUUCACUAUGAGGCAUUCCGUUCUAAACAAUUAUUAGCUUUGAAAGAAUCUAGUUCUAAACAGAAUGAACAACAACAAUCAUCAUCACAAGCUCCACAAUCACCUGUUGGAUCUAGUAACUCUGUUAUUUAA
Messenger RNA from Entrophospora sp. SA101, 939 nucleotides. NCBI's taxonomy places the organism in Eukaryota, Fungi, Glomeromycota, Glomeromycetes, Entrophosporales, Entrophosporaceae. The record is from the annotation of a GenBank genome assembly.